Messenger RNA from Pyricularia grisea, 231 nucleotides. RefSeq lists its product as uncharacterized. The record is from RefSeq and is a predicted model, not a curated record. NCBI's taxonomy places the organism in Eukaryota, Fungi, Ascomycota, Sordariomycetes, Magnaporthales, Pyriculariaceae. The annotation marks the transcript as partial. The transcript is spliced from 2 exons.
GGUGUACCAAGAAGUCUUACUACGGAUGAGGCACAGUUUGACCCUAGCUGCAGGCUAUUGAAAUCAAGCUGGCAUGGUCGUUCACAAAUUACCUCAAGCCUCAAAAGCCUCCUGAUGCAAAAACAAAAAAAAAAAAAAAACUUCAACUUGGCAAAAAACUCGGCAACCAAACAGCCUAUAAAACUCUACCACGACUAUCAGAUGCAGCAAGGUCGUCUCACCAACAAUUAA